AUGCCACUUGCGGACCACGUAUCUACAGCUGCUGCACAGGAGACUCAGCGUUCCUCUGUGCCACAUGAGGCGCGGAGAAGAGAGCUGAAGGAAGCCAGGCGCGGGCCAAGACGCCUGCGGCGAAUCCGCCGGCUGGGCAUCAGACGGCGGCGACGCGCGUGGCACGGCCGACCUCGGCGGGCUUGCUGUGCGCGCGGAAGGCAUCUGCAUACAGGCUUCUCUUUGAGGUUCCUCUGGCUUCAUCAAGGCGGAGGGCGCCGCGCGCCGACCGCUCGAGCCAGUCUGCUCAGCAGACGGCAGCGGGAGGAACUCUCUGGUGCCGAGAGCGCCCGUGCGGAACUGACUGGAGCGGAGAGACGUGGCGAAGAGAGAGGCGGCCAAACCGCGAAAGUCCGGGAAAAAGAGACUCUGCGGGCAGCCUGGCAUACUUGUGAAUGGGAGAGGAAAGAAAGAAAUGAAUCCACGAGGGAAGACCGCCAGCGACGGCAGAAGAAGCGAAAGACACGAGAAGCGCGGAACGCGCAGCGAGACGAGGCCGCGCGCCAGAGCAAGCGCAGAUCAAGCAAGCGAGCAACAACUGGAUACGGACACGGUUUCUGGCAACUGGAGGAAACCAUAAAAAAGCAUAUCAGGGAAGGAGAAAGAAGAACUCAAGGCGAAACAAGAUCAGCACGGGAAACGACGAAAAAGGGCGGUCGAGAAGGCGCGCGAGCGUGA
Besnoitia besnoiti is the source of this 717-nucleotide messenger RNA. RefSeq lists its product as uncharacterized. Lineage: Eukaryota; Apicomplexa; Conoidasida; Eucoccidiorida; Sarcocystidae. The transcript has a single exon. Bases 1 to 717 code for a protein of 238 amino acids. The record is from RefSeq and is a predicted model, not a curated record.